CCUGCUGAAGGUGCUCACACCCUCUCACCUUCCCUCCUCCAGGUUCCAGCAUCACCUGCUCUCCUGCCCACUCCCCCGCUUGCUGUCCCUGCCCAUAGUCAUGCCUCGGGGGCAGAAGAGUAAGCUCCGUGCCCGUGAGAAGCGCCACCAGGCCCGGAGGGAGACCCAGAAUCACGGGGGUGCUCAGGCCACUGCAGCACAGAGAGAAGAGUCGCCCUCGUGCCCCUCUUCUCCUUCUCAGGGUACUCCCCCGAGCUCCCCUGCUGCUGGCACUCGCCAGGAGCCUCAGGGAGCCACAGCCACUAGCUCUCGUGCUGCAGGGGUUUCAGGCCCAGGAUCUGAUGUGCGCGCCAAGGGCCCGGUUCAAGCAAGGAAAAGUUCCUCCCACGCCUCAGCCUCUGGUGAGAGCUUUCAGAGAGAUCCUCUGAUCAAGAAGGUGGGAAUGUUGAUAGAAUUCCUGCUGGAGAAGUAUACAGUGGAAGAGCCCAUUAUAAAGGCAGACUUGCUGAAGCUUGUGAACAAAAGGUACAAGAGGAAGUUCCCUGAGAUCCUCAGGAGAGCUGCUGAGUGCGUUCAGCUGGUCUUUGGUCUUGAGUUGAAGGAAGUCAAGCCGGGUGGUGAUUCCUAUGCCCUUGUCAGCAAGCUACAUGUCAGUGAUGAUGGGCGUCAGAGCAGUGGCGGGCGGUUUCGGAAGAAUGGGCUUCUGAUGCUUGUCCUCGGUGUGAUCUUCUUGAAUGGCGACUGCGCCUCUGAGGAGGAGAUCUGGGAAUUCCUGAAUGGUUUGGGUGUUUAUGUUGGAAGGUGUCACAUAAUCUUUGGGGAGCCCAGGAAGCUUAUCACAGAAGAUCUGGUGCAGGAAAAGUAUCUGGUGUAUCGUCAGGUGUGCGACAGCGAUCUCCCGUGCUAUGAGCUCCUGUGGGGCCGGAGAGCCCACGCUGAAACCAGCAAGAUGAAAGUCCUGGAAUUUAUGGCCAAGGUGGCUGGUACCGUCCCCAGUGCCUUACCAGAUCUCUAUGAGGAGGCUCUGAAAGAUGAGGAAGAGAGAGCCCGAGCCCGAGCCCGAGCCGCAGCCAGGGCUGGUACUCGAGUCAAGGCCAGUGCGCCUUCCAAGGUCAUGUCUAGCAGUUCCUCCCACUCUUAG
Globicephala melas (long-finned pilot whale) is the source of this 1141-nucleotide messenger RNA. RefSeq names its product melanoma-associated antigen B4-like. Gene Ontology annotation, biological process: negative regulation of transcription by RNA polymerase II. Gene Ontology annotation, cellular component: nucleus. Lineage: Eukaryota; Metazoa; Chordata; Mammalia; Artiodactyla; Delphinidae. The record is from RefSeq and is a predicted model, not a curated record.